AUGGACUGUAAAGUGUUGCUGUUGGGAGCCGGUGGGCUCGGGUGCGAGUUGCUCAAGAACCUCGUGCAAUUGCAAGUCAGCGAGGUCCACAUAGUAGACUUCGACACGGUAGAGUUAUCGAACCUCAACAGACAGUUCCUCUUCACAGAGGCAGACAUCGGAAGCCCCAAAGCGGAGGCCGCUGCAAGGUACUUCCACAAGGCGCAAGUCAGCAUCACCCCGCACGUGUGCGACUUGACGUCCCUCAGCACGCAGUUCCUCACACAGUUCGAUGUCGUGCUCUCGGGACUCGACAGCAUCGCCCCAAGAAGACACAUCAAUAACGUGCUGUGCUCGCUGGCACUUACGUCUCAAUUCAGUACACUCAUCCCACUGAUAGACGCGGGCACGGAGGGACUCAGGGGGCACGUCAAAGUCGUCGUCCCGGGGGUCACAUCCUGCUGGGAGUGUUCCCUGGGGACAGUGCCCGCCGAGGGGGCAGAGACAAACGUGCCCAUGUGCACCAUCGCAAACAACCCUCGCACCCUCGAGCAUGUAGUCGAGUACUUCGUCGCAACUGAAGCGCCGGCACUCGACAACGACACGACGGGGACAGCACUUCAAGAACUCGUUGCCAAGUGUCGGCACAGGGCACAAGAACACGGGAUCGAUCCUCAGGGGAUCACGGGCGCGUACGUCAUGGGGGUAGUGCGUCGGAUAAUCCCGAACGUCGCCACAACGACAGCCAUGGUCGCAGCACACGCAACGAACGAACUCAUCAAGUGGCACCUGGACCUCGUUGCGGACCCGCCGGCGUACUGCAACUUCACCGUCGUCAACGGCACACAGGGCCACUUCCAGUACGCCUUCACCUACGCAAGAGACAGCAACUGUGCCGUCUGCAGCGAACUCUUCACCACUUAG
Messenger RNA from Huiozyma naganishii CBS 8797, 903 nucleotides. RefSeq names its product NEDD8-activating protein UBA3 (gene UBA3). The record is from RefSeq and is a predicted model, not a curated record. Gene Ontology annotation, cellular component: cytoplasm; nucleus. Gene Ontology annotation, molecular function: NEDD8 activating enzyme activity. The coding region runs from base 1 to 903 and encodes 300 amino acids. The transcript has a single exon. Lineage: Eukaryota; Fungi; Ascomycota; Saccharomycetes; Saccharomycetales; Saccharomycetaceae. Gene Ontology annotation, biological process: protein neddylation.